AUGAUACUUACUGGUAAUCCUUUCUAUUACAUUGGUGGUGUAAGAACCAUAUUCAAUGAUGUUGACUUUUCUUCUAUGACUUAUUAUGAGUGUGUGACCUUUUUCAAACGUUUCAUGCAUGAAGAUUGUAAGAGGUUGUACUACUGUGAACCAGGCAUUUCCAUCAUGGAAUGGCUUAAUAGCAUUUCAGAUGAUGUGGAAUAUGCUACUUUUAUUUGUGAUGUUUAUGGAACAGAUGGUAUAAUUUUUGUUUAUGUGGAUCAUAUUGGGGUUGGUUUUGAUGGAUGGUUUGAUGAUGAUGGAUGUGAGUCAUAUAUUAAUGGUGAAAAUGAAGAUAGCAUAGAUGAACUCUGGAAUGUUGAGUUGGUUUUUACCGAUGAUGUAGUGCAUAUGAAUAGGACAUCAAAUGAUCAUUUCUUGGUUAAGUUAUGUGUUGAUGAGGAGGAGGAUAACAACAAAAUAAUUUAUGUUGGCUACUACCAGUGA
This is a messenger RNA of Lactuca saligna, 486 nucleotides long. The record is from the annotation of a GenBank genome assembly. NCBI's taxonomy places the organism in Eukaryota, Viridiplantae, Streptophyta, Magnoliopsida, Asterales, Asteraceae.